Molecule: messenger RNA, 572 nt
Organism: Zalophus californianus (California sea lion)
Lineage: Eukaryota; Metazoa; Chordata; Mammalia; Carnivora; Otariidae
Product: protein phosphatase 1 regulatory subunit 14A-like
Exons: 1
Coding region: 49-492 (147 amino acids)
Biological process (GO): regulation of phosphorylation
Cellular component (GO): cytoplasm
Molecular function (GO): protein serine/threonine phosphatase inhibitor activity
Source: RefSeq, a predicted model, not a curated record
AUUUUUAAGUGAGACAGCGCGGCGCUGGGGGCCGGAGCCAGGACCGCGAUGGCAGCUCAGCGUCUGGGCAAGCGGGUGCUGAGCAAGCUGCAGUCUCCGUCGCGGGCUCGCGGCCCGGGGGGCAGCCCCCGGGGGCUGCAGAAACGACACGCGCGUGUCACCGUCAAGUACGACCGGCGGGAGCUGCAGCGGCGGCUAGACGUGGAGAAGUGGAUCGACGGGCGCUUGGAGGAGCUGUACGGCGGCAGGGAGGCAGACAUGCCUGAUGAGGUCAACAUUGACGAAUUGUUGGAAUUAGAGAGCGAAGACGACAGAAGCCGGAAAAUCCAGGGACUCCUGAAGUCGUGCAGGAACCCCACAGAGGACUUCGUUCAGGAGCUGCUGGGGAAGCUACGAGGCCUCCACAAGCAGCCCGGCGUCCACCCGCCAAGCCCCUCCGGGGACCGCAGCCUGAGCCCCCUCCAGGACCCAGCCCGGACCGCGCCACCCUGACCUUCUUGCCUCCGUGGCCCCCUCUCUUCUCCCCUACCCUCCACACCGUCCUGGCUUGUUUGUAAGUUGUAUGUAAUGGU